AUGGCGCCUUCAUCAGGACGUGUACCCGAGCCGGAGUCGAGAAAGACGGUUGGCAUCAACAAGGAGACGGUCUCCAACACAGUCUCGACCGACUUCCCCGACAACUACCCAGAUGGCGACGAGUCUUGGGACAAGGACUGGUUCGCACAGAACUUGAAGAUCGAGUUCCACCAGAACGACGACUACGAGGCCCAGUUCUCGUUGAUUGGAGUGGACGCGUCCAUUGCCAACGCCUUCCGCCGUAUCCUGAUCGCUGAGAUUCCUACACUCGCGGUCGAGACCGUCUUCAUCCAAAACAACACCUCGGUCGUCCAGGAUGAGGUGCUGUCGCAUCGCUUGGGGCUUAUCCCCUUCACCGGUGGCAAGGAGGGCAUUCGGGACUGGAUGAAGUGGUGGCACAAGCCCGUCGAGGGCGCGGACCAGUACUCGACAACAUACGACCACAACACCGUGCAAUUGAAGUUGCAGGUCGAGUGUACCCACAACAAGGACGCCGCACCCGACGAGAAGGACCCGACCAAGCUCUACCACAAUGCGCAUGUCUACGCCAAGGAUAUCGUCUACGAGCCUGCCGGUGCCCAGGAGCAGUACUUCUCUGGCGACAACAUAAUACGGCCCACCAAUCCCGACAUCUUGAUUGCCAAGAUGCGACCUGGCCAGGUCAUUGAUCUGGAGAUGCACAUGCACAAGGGCAUUGGCGCCGACCACUCCAAGUUCUCGCCCGUCGCAACGGCCAGCUACCGUCUGAUGCCCGUCAUCAAGAUUCUGAAGCCGAUCCUGGGCGACGACGCCAAGAAGUUCCAGGAGUGUUUCAUGCCGGGCACGAUCAAGCUGGAGAAGGUCACCAAGCAGCACGUCAAGGCGAACAAGGAGUACGCCGGCCACGAGGGCGAGGUCAUGGCCGCCGUCGACAACCCGCUGUACGACACGGUCAGCAGAGAGGUGCUGCGGCACCCGGAGUUCGAGGGCAAGGUCAAGCUGGGACGCAAGAGGGACCACUUCAUCUUCUCGAUCGAGAGCACGGGCCAGUGGGAGAGUGACGAGCUCUUCCUCGAGUCCAUCAAGACGCUCAAGACCAAGAGCCAGAAGUUGCAGACCCAGGUGCAGAACAUGGUCUACACCUACUCAGGCUAG
Molecule: messenger RNA, 1134 nt
Organism: Neoarthrinium moseri
Lineage: Eukaryota; Fungi; Ascomycota; Sordariomycetes; Amphisphaeriales; Apiosporaceae
Exons: 2
Coding region: 1-1134 (377 amino acids)
Biological process (GO): DNA-templated transcription
Cellular component (GO): RNA polymerase III complex; RNA polymerase I complex
Molecular function (GO): DNA binding; protein dimerization activity
Source: RefSeq, a predicted model, not a curated record